AUGCCAACUAUGGAAGAAAAAGAUAGUAAACAAAGGAAUCUAAAAAAACAAGGUACCAUUAAUGAAAAAGGCAUUAGCAAAUCACACAGGGAAACGAAGAGUCAGCAUUCAACUGGACUAGAGGAUCUCAAUGACCUUGCAAGAAAUUUACCGAAUUUGACAUCGAAACCAUCAAGUCCUUCAAAAACUAAGCAUUCCUCUAAUUUUCGCGCCUUACAAAGUUUAGGGAAACAACAAAUAGAUGUGGAUUCAACAAAGGAUGAUUUACCUACAAUAUCACCAGAGAAAAUAGAUGCCAUCUUCUCUCCGAAACCGAAAACAACUAAAGGGAAAGCAAUAAAUUCACCAAUGAAGGAGCCUCCUCGACCAAAAACUCCAAACACUGGCAAAGAACAAUGGGAUUUGGACCCUUUUGCUCCUAUUCCAGUGAAAUCUUCCGCAUGGAAGUCUCCUUACAAACAGAAUAUCACUAAAAUAAGCAAGCCACCUUUAAACAAACCUACUAGUGAUGCUUUCGUCAUUAAGACACCAAAAAAUGACGCACCUACAUGGUUAAAUACGCCAGUUCAACCAAGGACUCCUAGUUCUUCAGCGUCUACGUCUCCGCGUAAAAAUUAUAGCUCACCCAAGCUUUCUUCACACGAGUUUGUUGAUCCUAUAAAGACUCAGGAAACUUUGAAAGAUCUUUUUGCAGGAUCAUUCGUAGAUAAGGCGACCAUUGAUUCGGAAUCUGGACACAACGGGGAGUUUUCUAUCAAAGGAUUGAAGCUGUCUUUACUACCUCACCAGGUUCAAGGCCUUCGCUGGCUACAGCGAAGGGAGAACACUGACAAUGAUGAGGUGCAAAACACUGCUUCAAAAGAGAAAAAAAUAAAGGAAGAAUUUAAACCAUAUGGUGGUAUCCUUGCAGAUGAUAUGGGUCUAGGAAAAACUAUACAGACAAUUUCGUUAAUUAUAUCUCAUCCAUAUCAAGGUAAAUCUUUAGAGACCAAGGAUGAAGUUAAUAAGUCUCUUAUUCCAUGUCAUUCAACUUUGGUGAUUGCUCCUUUAAGUUUGAUAAAACAAUGGGAAGGCGAGGUUCAUAGUAAAAGCAAUUUAAAAGCUUUGGUUUUUCACGGUGCAAACAGAAAGAAAGAAUUAAAUCAUGUACAUGAUUAUGAUGUGGUCAUCACAACUUACCAGACCCUCGUUUCAGAAUAUGCACCCGAUAAAAAAGAAGAGAACUCCAAAGAAACAUUGAGCUUAUUUUCUUUCUUUUGGUGGAGAGUUAUCCUUGACGAAGCUCAUACAAUCAAGAAUAAGGCAUCAAAAACUGCUGUAUCGUGUUGUUCCUUAAUGAGUAUUAACCGUUGGUGUCUUACUGGAACACCCUUACAAAACAAUUUAGAUGAGCUUUUCUCGUUAAUUAAGUUUCUGAGAAUACAACCUUUGAAUGACGCAGCUACAUGGAAAGAUCAAAUCACUCGUCCGGUUAGCCAAGGGAAAGGGCAAUUGGCUGUUGAACGCUUACGUGCCUUUCUUUCCGUCAUUAUGUUGCGAAGGACAAAAAGCAUACUCCAACAAUCAGCUGGAAAGUUAGGAGACGGUGGGCUAAUGAAUUUACCAAAACGGAUUGUUGAGAAAGUGAGUUGCCAAUUCAGCGAACGUGAAAAGGAGUUUUAUUACUCUCUGGAAAAGAAAAGUGAAACUACAAUGUCAGAAUUCAUAAAGAUGGACGAAGUUAACAGGAAUUAUACAAAUAUUCUCUGUUUACUUCUCCGUUUACGACAAGCUUGCAAUCAUCCAAAGCUUAUUAGCACACAUUUACAGAAUGAUGCCGAUGCUCUUUCUAUUUCCACUAUGAAAAUGAAUGGUAAGGACCCUCUUCCUGAUCAAGCCGUGGACGAUGUUGCCGCUAUGCUUGAAGGGAUUGAAAUUGGUCACAAAAGUAAAGUUCGAUGCGAAAUAUGUUAUACGGUACUUCCACAGAGUUCGAGUACUUCAAUUUGCAAAAACUGCCUAUCUAACAUACGAAAGCUUUCUGCUGAUCCAUCAGAAGUAGCAAUGGAUCGGGAACUGUACCUGUCGUCCAAAGUAAAAAAGAUUCUUUGUAUUUUGAAGGGAGAAGGACAACAUGAAAAAGAAGGGAAAUCUAUACCAACCGGAAAGACUAUCAUUUUCUCUCAAUUUACAACCUUCCUUGAUAUCCUUGAACCGCACUUAGUUGCUGCGAAAACCAAGUUUGUUCGUUACGAUGGAAAAAUGGCUAACCCUGCUCGUGAGGAAUCGUUGCGAAUACUAAGAGAUGACAACGACGUGCGCGUUUUAUUGUGCUCUUUAAAGUGUGGAGCACUUGGCUUGAAUUUAACUUGCGCUAGUCGUGUAAUUCUCUCAGAUGUAUGGUGGAAUCCAGCGAUUGAGGAUCAGGCUAUCGAUCGGGUUCAUAGAAUUGGGCAAACAAAGGAUGUAUUCGUAUACAAACUGGUUGUAGCUAACAGCAUCGAAGAGAGAAUCGUCGCUUUGCAAGAAGAAAAGCGACUGAUUGCAAAAGGCGCUUUGGGAGACAGCAAACUAAAAGUAAAAUCAGGAAAAUUAACGAUUAGCGAUCUUUUGUAUCUUUUCCAUAAACAAGCUGAAGCUGGACUCUAG
This is a messenger RNA of Schizosaccharomyces cryophilus OY26, 2628 nucleotides long. Its product is annotated as ATP-dependent DNA helicase Rhp16b. Gene Ontology annotation, molecular function: ATP binding; ATP-dependent chromatin remodeler activity. Gene Ontology annotation, cellular component: cytoplasm. Bases 1 to 2628 code for a protein of 875 amino acids. The record is from RefSeq and is a predicted model, not a curated record. NCBI's taxonomy places the organism in Eukaryota, Fungi, Ascomycota, Schizosaccharomycetes, Schizosaccharomycetales, Schizosaccharomycetaceae. The transcript is spliced from 3 exons.